Galleria mellonella (greater wax moth) is the source of this 1920-nucleotide messenger RNA. RefSeq lists its product as uncharacterized. The coding region runs from base 66 to 689 and encodes 207 amino acids. Lineage: Eukaryota; Metazoa; Arthropoda; Insecta; Lepidoptera; Pyralidae. The transcript has 6 exons. The record is from RefSeq and is a predicted model, not a curated record.
AGUUUAAUUCCAUUGUAAAUAACUACUUAAAUUUAUAUUUAUCAAUAGUUAUAUUAUUGUACAAAAUGAACGAUAAUGAAAUCGAAAGUUUAAAAGCUGAACUAGAACAUGAAAAAACAUGCAGAGAAGCAGCAGCAUGGCAAAAUGGAGAACUGGAAAAACAAAUAGUUUCGAUGCAAGAAGAGCUGCGUCACAGCGACUAUAUUUGGGACCACGACAACGACCUACAGAAAGAAAGCAAUCGCCACAAACAGCUGCUUGACGCUAUAGAGACUAUGAGAGAACAGUUACCUGUAUUAAAAGAGAAGAUAAAGAAUGCUAAAACUUGCGGGCCUGAUUGCAAGCUCAAACACGAUGAUCUUAAUAUUAAUUUGGACUUGCUGACUCCGGCCGAAUUGCUCCGUACAGUAAAAAGAUUUGAGAGGCUGAAGACAGAUUUAAUAAGCACAUUGCGUAGCAAAGAGUGGCGUUUAGAUUCAGAAUCUAAGCUUUUCGUCAGAGUGAACGACCAACGUACAUACUUACAAAACGAGCUUAUGAUAUGUCAAAACAAUAUAAUGCGUUUGCAGAAGAAUGGCUCUUAUUGGCAACAUGUCCCGCGCAAGAACGACGAGAGAAUCCUGGACCCAAAGCGAGGCCCUAUAAAGAGGAGCUUUGGCAACGAACGCCUCCCGCCCAUAGCUACAUAACAAUGUACAAGGAAAAAAAAACCUAGAAGUUAAAAAAUGUCACUUUACAUAAAUCAUAAUUCAUUGAAUUGAAUAGGCAUACCGCACCGAGGACUUUCUAUUAACACAAUAGUACAGCUCCAUCGGUCGGGUUAUACGAAAACGUUACUAACAAGCAAAGUUUUUGAACCGAAAGUGGUUUGUAUUUCUAUAAUUUUCAUAGGAAUUUUUUUUUUUUAAUAUAUAUAUAGCCUACAUUAAUCAUCAUCAUCAUCAUUAAAGCCGUUAUCUGUCCAAUAGUCUAUAUUAUUCGCUGAUAAAUAUAGCUUUUGUUGGAGUUUUAAUACUGGCUGUUGACACUGAGGUUUUUUAGAACAAUGUAUUAUUUUAAGUUUGUUCUAUGUCAGAUUUUUAUAAGACAUAUCUUGUAUUUUUUUUUACUAAACUUAUUAUUUUAUAUCUCAAAUACAUAUAUGUUUUACUACUGCAUCCUGCUAUUUACAACAGUUUUCUAUAGAUGAAAGAAUUUUUAAAGUUGGUUGAGUAGUUCUUGAGUUUAUUCAUUACAAAUAAACAUAUAAAACAUAAAUUUUUUUCUUCUUUAUAAUAUUAGUAUAAAUAAAUUAAUGUAAAAUGACAGUUUUAACUUCCAAAACUGUGACAGUUUGCCGUUAGUAAAGGACCAUAAUUCGAAAGUUGACCAUAGGUAGAUAUAUACACAUGUAAUUUAUCUGUAUAUGUAAACAGACAUAACAUUAGUAUUAUAUGUAGAUACAUCACAAGACAUAUCAGUAGUGAAACGUAUAGACAAAUGGUUGGAAAAGAAAUUCCUAAAUAAAAACAUUCUUAAUAGUUAGUGUAUUGAGGUGAGAAGAGAAAAAAUGUUGGGACACUUGAUACGACACGACGAACUUAUGAACAUUAUAAUAGAAGGUAAGAUAGAAGGAAGGAGGGGAAGGGGGAGACCAAGGCAUAGUUACAUCAGGCAGAUCAAGGAAGGAGUUGGUGUCGUGUCGUAUCAAGAGGUGAAGAGACUCGCUGAACAUCGUAGUGAGUGGCAAGAGCUCCACUGACUAGAGCGCAGCUCUUAAAUAGAAAAGGUAGAUAUAGUUAGCCACGAAAAUUUAUGUUACUUCUUUUAAGUACUUUCCUUUUGUUUUUUUUUUUUUUGUAUAUGUUUUGUUUUCUUUUUUUGAGUAGAUAUGUACCAAUAUCUGUUGUUAUUUGUGAGAUGAUUAAAAGAUAAAAUUUA